Molecule: messenger RNA, 498 nt
Organism: Cercopithifilaria johnstoni
Lineage: Eukaryota; Metazoa; Nematoda; Chromadorea; Rhabditida; Onchocercidae
Source: the annotation of a GenBank genome assembly
AUGGUUAUUGCCGAUGAAUUACGACAAAAAUCAUCAAAAAAUAAGGCGAUAGUUAUCGAUGAAACUAAAAAGCAACAAUCUAAUUUGAAAGCUGCAAAAUCUAAUAGAUCUGUUGUAUACGGUAUUGAAGAAACACAACGUUCACAACCAGAAUCAACGCAAAAUAUUGAGGAAGUUUUAGAAAAUGAAAAGGAAAUUUUCGAACUAAACGAAAGCCAAAAUACUUCAUCACAUGGUACACUUCAGUACGUGCAACCACGAGUGCGAUUUUUUGAAAGAGCAGGAGAAGUCAAACAGUGCGAGCCAAUCGAUAAACAACGAAAUGAAUAUAGAACUUUCGCACUUAUUGAUGAGGAUAAAAAUUGUAUGAUGCAGAACAUUUACCCCAGAGAGGUUCGACAGCAAGAUAUAACCGAAUGCAAAAUUGAAAAAUACAAUGUGGUUGGUUACCAAAUACCGGAGAUUUUUGAAGAAUAUACAUGCAGGGACGACUUUUGA